Molecule: messenger RNA, 723 nt
Organism: Branchiostoma floridae (Florida lancelet)
Lineage: Eukaryota; Metazoa; Chordata; Leptocardii; Amphioxiformes; Branchiostomatidae
Product: UDP-glucuronosyltransferase 1-2-like
Exons: 1
Coding region: 1-723 (240 amino acids)
Molecular function (GO): UDP-glycosyltransferase activity
Source: RefSeq, a predicted model, not a curated record
AUGGCCAUGUCUGUCCGUGACGUCAUCUUCGUCUUCUUGUUACUUCUGUCCUCUGAGCUACAAGUUCAAGGAAUGGACAGUAAAACCACGACAAAGGAAGGCUUCAACAUUCUUAUCAUCAACCAACUUCCACACAGCACGUGGCUGACCCUCCGGCUGCUGGGACGUGCCCUGGCCGACAGGGGGCAUUCCGUCACUAUGAUGAUGCCUGACGACGUCUUCAAGCACCUCAUCAGCACACCUGUACAAGACAAGGUCAAGUACGAAGGCGCUCCUUGCGAGCCGGGGACGUUGGCAGCAGGACGUGCUUUCGAAGGUCACUACUGGGAAGGAGAAUACACCAACUUGUUGGCGGCGGUCGAAAACUACCUAGCCGCGGGCAGCAAAAGUUGUGAAGCACUACUCCUUCAUUUGGACCAACAAGCCGCCAAAGGUCUCAAGUAUGACGUUGUGUUGUCGACCGCUCCUGAUUUUCCCUGUGGUCCCGUGUUGGCGCGUUAUUUCGGCUUACCGUCCGCCAUUGUGUAUGUGCCUUCUUCCUCACUACUCUUCGGCUCCGGUAACCCCUUCCCUCUGGCGUACUGGCCCGUCAUGCCCAGCGGAUUCUUAACGGAAAUGACCUUCAAGGAGAAAAUACAGAACGUACUUUAUUACUUAGGAGCGAGGUACUAUCAUGGUGUAGAAUGUUCCGCUUUUGACUUCAUCGUGCACAAAUACUUUUGA